AUGGGCAAUAGUUAUCUCCGCACUUCCAUCACCCCUCCCCAUUCUCCCUCUUUCCAUCACCCCGCCCCAUUCUCCCUCUUUCCAUCACCCCGCCCCAUUCUCCCUCUUUCCAUCACCCCGCCCCAUUCUCCCUCUUUCCAUCACCUCGCCACAUUCUCCCUCUUUCCAUCACCCUGCCCUAUUCUCCCUCUUUCCAUCACCCUACCCCAUUCUCACUGUUUCCAUCACCCCGCCCCAUUCUCCCGCUUUCCAUCACCCACCCCCAUUCUCCCGCUUUCCAUCACACCACCCCUUUCUCCCGCUUUCCAUCACCCCGCCCCAUUUUCCCUCUUUCCAUCACCCCGCCCCAUUCUCCCGCUUUCCAUCACCCCGCCCGAUUCUCCCGCUUUCCAUCACCCCGCUCCAUUCUCCCGCUUUCCAUCACCCCGCCCAAUUCUUCCUCUUUCCAUCACCCCUCCCCAUUCUCCCUCUUUCCAUCACCCCGCCCCAUUCUCCCGCUUUCCAUCACCCCGCCCCAUUCUCCCUCUUUCCAUCAUCCCGCCCCAUUCUCCCGCUUUCCACCACCCAGCUCCAUUCUCCCGCUUUCCAUCACCCCGCCCAAUUCUCCCUCUUUCCAUCACCCCUCCCCAUUCUCCCUCUUUCCAUCACCCCGCCCCAUUCUCCCGCUUUCCAUCACACCUCCCCAUUCUCCCGCUUUCCAUCACCACGUCCCAUUUUCCCUCUUUCCAUCACCCCGCCCCAUUCUACCGCUUUCCAUCACCCCGCCCCAUUCUCCCGCUUUCCAUCAACCCGCUCCAUUCUCCCGCUUUCCAUCACCCCGCCCAAUUCUCCCUCUUUUCAUCACCCCUCCCCAUUCUCCCUCUUUCCAUCACCCCGCCCCACUCUCCCGCUUUCCAUCAUCCCGCCCUAUUCUCCCUCUUCCCAUCACCCCGCCCCAUUAUUCCGCUUUCCAUCACCCCGCCCCAUUCUCUCGCUUUCCAUCAGCCGGCUCCAUUCUCCCGCUAUCCAUCACCCCACCCAAUUCUUCCUCUUUCCAUCACCCCUCCCCAUUCUCCCUCUUUCCAUCACCCCGCCCCAUUCUCCCGCUUUCCAUCACCCCGCCCCAUUCUCCCUCUUUCCAUCACCCUGCCCCAUUCUCCCUCUUUCCAUCACUCCACCCCAUUCUCCCGCUUUCCAUCGCCCUGCCCCAUUCUCCCGCUUUCCAUCACCCCGCCCCAUUCUCCCGCUUUCCAUCACCCUGCCCCAUUCUCCCGCUUUCCAUCACCCCGCCCCAUUCUCCCUCUUUCCAUCACCCCGCCAUAUUCUCCCUUUUUCCAUCACCCCACCCCAUUCUCCCGCAUUCCAUCACCCCGCCCCAUUCUCCCGCUUUCCAUCACCCCGCCCCUUCCUCCCGCUUUCCAUCACCCCGCCCCAUUCUCCCUCUUUCCAUCACCCUGCCCCAUUCUCCCUCUUUCCAUCACCCCGCUCCAUUCUCCCGCUUUCCAUCACCCCGCCCAAUUCUCCCUCUUUCCAUCACCCCUCCCCAUUCUCACUCUUUCCAUCACCCCGCCCCACUCUCCCACUUUCCAUCAACCCGCCCUAUUCUCCCUCUUUCCACACCCCGCCCCAUUCUCCCACUUUCCAUCACCCCGCCCCAUUCUCCCUCUUUCGAUCACCCCGCCCCAUUCUCCCGCUUUCCAUCACCCUGCCCCAUUCUCCCGCUUUCUAUCACCCUGCCCCAUUCACCCUCUUUCCAUCACCCCACCCCAUUCUCCCGCUUUCCAUCACCCCGCCCCAUUCUCCCGCUUUCCAUCACCCCGCCCCAUGAUCCCGCUUUCCAACACCCCGCCCCAUUCUCCCUCUUUCCAUCACACUGCCGUAUUCUCCCUCUUUCCAUCACCCCGCCCCAUUCUCCCUCUUUCCAUCACCCCGCCCCAUUCUCCCGCUUUCCAUCACCCCGCCCCAUUCUCCCUCUUUCCAUCACCCUGCCCCAUUUUCCCUCUUUCCAUCACCCCACCCCAUUCUCCCCCUUUCCAUUGCCCCGCCCCAUUCUCCCGCUUUCCAUCACCCCGCCCCAUUCUCCCUCUUUCCAUCACCCCGCCCCAUUCUCCCGCUUUCCAUCACCCCGCCCCAUUCUCCCUCUUUCCAUCACCCCGCCGUAUUCUCCCUCUUUCCAUCACCCUGCCCCAUUCUCCCGCUUUCCAUCACCCCGCCCCAUUCUCCCGCUUUCCAUCACCCCACCCCAUUCUCCCGCUUUCCAUCACCCCGCCCCAUUCUCCCGCUUUCCAUCACCCCGCCCCAUUCUCCCACUUUCCAUCACCCCGCUCCAUUCUCUGUCCUACCAUCACCCUGCCAAAUUCUCCCUCUUUCCAUCACCCCUCCCCAUUCUCCCUCUUUCCAUCACCCCGCUCCAUUCUCCCGCUUUCCAUCACCCCGCCCCAUUCUCCCUCUUUCCAUCACCCCACCCCAUUCUCCCUCUUUCCAUCACCCCGCCCCAUUCUCUCGCUUUCCAUCACCCCGCCCCAUUCUCCCGCUUUCCAUCACCCCGCCCCAUUCUCUCGCUUUCCAUCACCCCGCCCCAUUCUCCCGCUUUCCAUCACCCCGCCCCAUUCUUCCUCUUUCCAUCACCCAGCCCCAUUCUCCCGCAUUCCAUCACCCCGCCCCAUUCUCCCUCUUUCCAUCACCCCGCCCCAUUCUCCCGCUUUCCAUCACCCCGCCCCGUUCUCCCUCUUUCCAUCACCCCGCCCCAUUCUCCCUCUUUCUAUCACCCCACCCCAUUCUCCCGCUUUCCAUCACCCCGACCCAUUCUCCCGCUUUCCAUCACCCCACCCCAUUCUCCCUCUUUCGAUCACCCCGCCCCAUUCUUCUGCGGAAGGGGUGGGGUGA
Messenger RNA from Closterium sp. NIES-65, 2865 nucleotides. Lineage: Eukaryota; Viridiplantae; Streptophyta; Zygnematophyceae; Desmidiales; Closteriaceae. The record is from the annotation of a GenBank genome assembly.